CCAGCUCCCCAUCACUGCUCUGCUCCUCGCCAUUCCACAUUCCCCUAUCUCUGUAUCACACUCAAAAGAAGUGCAGCAAAAGGAAACGAGCAACAGGAGAGCGGGGAGGGACCAAUCGGAGUAUCCAACUCCAGCGCUGUUCAUCCGUUAUAUAAGACCCUGUGGCCUCCCCUUUGUCGGCUCAAUCCCUCACUCCCUUCCCGUUCCCGUUCCAUUGCUCUGUUCUCGUCGGUACAGCCUUGAUCGGUGUCGUCGUCGAAAAGAGCCUUGAUCGAAUUUCAGGCAGAGGCAGAGGAGGCAGAGGGGCAGGAUGCCGUGGGCGGGGACGGUCGUGCGGCUGGCGGUGUUCUUCCGCGUCAUCCUGUGAUCUCGCGCCGCUCCGUCCGCCGAGCGAUCGGGUGUCGAGGCUUGCUUGGAGGCCGGCCGAGGAAGGACAUGUGCGUUGGGUUCAACCGGAGGAGCCUUGACGUCGUCGUUAUGACAAGUGGCGCCGUCGCGUACUACUACAGAUUGAUGCAAGUCUGCCAGGCCGAAUACUUCCGCCAGCUUCUGAAGCCCGUGACGUAGAAUCGGCCAUCACUCCAACCUCACACACAUUCUUCCAACCUCACACAUUCUUCCAACCUCACACAUUCUCUCCAAACAGCUUCCAUUCCAAACGAACUAACUGAAACAAUUUUGAAUUAAACCACAAAAAAGCCAGCUCCAGUUAACAAAAGGCUCUCAUAAUUCUUGUUCAAUUUCCUUCCAGUCAAAAGCCAAAAACUUGCCAGAUUUCUCCAUACAAACACAGCCAGAAAUCAAGCAGCACCGCAAAAGCGAUCUGAUGCAGGGAGACCCCGGGUACGGGUACGGUGGGUACGGGUACGGGUACGGCUAUGGCUACGGCGGCGGCGCCGGUGGCUACGACUGUGACAUGGCCGGCUACGGCGGUGGAGGAGCUUACUACACGGCGAACGAUCGGUACACCUCCGCGCCAGCUGCCUAUGAGGACCCUCUCGCCGGUCGGAGGCAGCACGACUUCCCGGCGCAGCUCACCGGGCUCGAGUUCCAGCCGUCGGACACCUGUCCCAAGAACUACGUCAUCUUCGACCAGACGUACGACCGUAGCCGGGUCAUGUUCCACCCCUCCCUCGCCAACAACUUCGGCUCCUCCGGCGGCGGAUACGACUACGAUCGCCAUUGCUACGGCUUCGAUCAGAACUACGCUGGCAAGAGCGCCUACUAUGGUUGCGGCGAUGACGGCGGCGGCGGCGGCUCGAUCCGGCAGAAGGAGGACACCGAAGAGAUCGAUGCACUGAUGAGCACGGAGGACGGCGAGGACGAGGACGACGUUCUCAGCACGGGUCGUACCCCGGGAUGCCGCGCCGGGGGCUCCCCGGACUCCACGUGCUCGUCCGGGUACGGAGCCAGCGGCUGCCGGAAGCAUGAGACCGGCGGCGGCGGCGGCGAGAAGAAGAAGGAGCGGAUGAAGAAGAUGGUGCGGACGCUCAAGGGAAUCAUCCCCGGCGGCGACCGGAUGGACACGCCGGCCGUCCUCGACGAGGCCGUGCGGUACCUCAAGUCGCUCAAGGUGGAGGUCAAGAAGCUCGGCGCGCGCGGGUCAAGCAGCUAGCCCGCUGACAUCGAUCGGCAGCGACCACAAUGGCAGCCGAAAUCUCUCUCUGCAUCGGCAGAUAGAUGAUGACAAGCGGUGAUGAUGGCAACGACAGCCUCAUCUUCGCAUCAGAUGCCAUGAACCAGUUAGUGCAUGCUCUGUUUGCACUGACACGAUCAGAUCAGGGGUAGGGAAACGGCAUGGGGGCCAGAGCUCAGUUGCCGCGCGCUUUCUCGCUUUAUUUUGUCACUGUCCUGCGGUGCCUCUGCCUCUGGAUUGUUGCUUUGCUUUCUUAGAAGUAGCUGCCUUUUUCUCUUUCGCAUCUCUUGAUAGUGGAUGGUGUUGUAAUUGUCACGCUGAUGAUAUAUACACCGUGUUUUUGCUA
This is a messenger RNA of Phragmites australis (common reed), 1982 nucleotides long. Its product is annotated as transcription factor bHLH144-like. NCBI's taxonomy places the organism in Eukaryota, Viridiplantae, Streptophyta, Magnoliopsida, Poales, Poaceae. The transcript is spliced from 3 exons. Gene Ontology annotation, molecular function: protein dimerization activity. The record is from RefSeq and is a predicted model, not a curated record. The coding region runs from base 827 to 1615 and encodes 262 amino acids.